AAAGGGCUACUGCAGGAGGCGGCAUCGUCAAUAUCCUGGUCAUUUACAUUGUCGGGGUAUUUUCAUAACUCAGCUUCGCACAUUUCCGCGUCUCUCACCACCGAAGCUGCAGCUGCGUCGCCGCAAACAGCGCCUCUGAAAACGGAGAUGGAUGGGGAACCUUUCAUGGAGGCUCUCCAGCCUUGGAUACUGAAUUAAAGUGGCUUGUAUUUUAUAACUUACAGCAGGAGCAAGUGGAGAAUAUUUAAGGUUUUUUUAUUUAUCAAAAGCAAACAAGAAACAUUGCUUCCUGUCAGGUGAAAAAGCGGUAUCUGGGUUAUCGGUAAAGGAUCUCAUAAAAUAUAUUUUUUUCUCUAUCUCAUUUAUUAGAAAAUAAAAAUCACGUGAGACGGGUGAGCGGAAGAUGUGCGUGAUUUUUGCAGAUGCGUCUCUGUGCUCAGUAAUACUGCAUUUCUUAAAUUGAUCGAAUGGUUUUCGAAAGAUAAUAUAUACAGAUGAGCCAGUUGCACUCAGCUGUUUUUUUGGAAAAUAUUCUUCCAAAAUGGCCUUUGGUUUCUCGCAUUUGUUUUGUUGAGAUUCAGAUGACUUAUUGCAUCCGUCCAGUAGUCGUCUCCAGAAGCUGCUGUGGAGCUGUACGUCUCCGCUUGAUCUCUGAAGCAGGAAGCCAAUCGAUACGGGGACGUUAAUAGCAUAAAAAAGGCCAAGAAAAAAACGAUGGCAACACUGCUACGGAAAAUAGGUGUCAGUCGGAUCUCCGAAAAAGACGCGGAUGAGGCUUUGCAUCACCAGGGCUCCUGUAAAGGCGGCAGGAGCAGCGUUAAUCCAAAGCUUAACAACCUGAAGCCGUGUAACACAAGCAACGAGAAGACCGUCUGCAACCCCCCAGAAGCGAGGAGCAAGACGGCAGAAGAAGAGGACCGUCAGUCCGUGAGAGGUAAGCAGGUUAAGGAGAAACAAGCCGUCAAGGCGGGCACUGCUCCAGGGCGAGCACAUGGACCGCAGCGACAGGAGUGCCAUCAGCUGAGGACCAAGCGCCUCAUGAAGGAACUCCAAGACAUCAAGAGACUGGGGGACAGCUUCAUAACAGUGGAGCUGGCCGAUGAUAACCUCUUUGAAUGGCACGUUAAGCUGCACCAGGUGGACAAAGACUCUGCUCUCUGGCAGGAUAUGAAAGAGACCCAGACGGAUUUUAUAUCCGUGAGUAUCUCUUUCCCCGACAAUUUCCCUUUCCAGCCGCCUUUCAUGAGGGUCCUCACCCCCAGGCUGGAGAACGGCUACAUACUUGAUGGGGGCGCUAUCUGCAUGGAGCUGCUGACGCCUCGGGGAUGGUCCAGCGCUUAUACCGUGGAGGCGGUCAUGAGGCAGUUUGCAGCCAGUCUAGUGAAAGGCCAGGGGCGAAUCUGCAGAAAAACUGGGAAGUCAAAGAAGGCCUUCAGCCGCAAAGAAGCUGAGGCGACUUUCAGAAGCCUGGUGAAAACCCACGAGAAAUACGGCUGGGUAUCACCGCCGGUGUCCGACGGCUAGGCUGCCGCGCGGCCUCUCGCCACUACCUGUGGACGGAAAGCCCGCUCUUUCCUCGUCUCGGUCACAGAUUUGUUUUUCUCUUGGGAUUCUGAUGUCUUGCUGCUAUGAAGCACAGUAUGUUUGUUAUACAUUAUCUAAUUUAACCACAGUUUAGUUUUUUUUUCCCUUUAAAAAGGGAUAAUCAGUGACGGUGAAUCAGUACCCUCAUUAUUUCUGUGUCUGUCUUCACAGCCCGGCCUUUUUUUAUACUCUGUGUGUCCACGAAUCGCUUUAAAUGCAUCUCUCCAUUCGUACUCUUCUCAUUUGAAUCUUACUCAUAUUUAGUAGGUGAUCAGUAUGUCACAGCUCAUUGUUUGUUCAGUUCUGGUUUAUUUUGAAUGGAUCCUUUUAACUUUGAGAAAUUUAUGUGCAGCUCUUUCUUACUCAUGACCAAAUUCCCACCAGACUGUUGUAACAUAAUUAUUAUUAAAUUAAGCUAUUUCAUCUCAUGCUAAACUAUAGUUAAGAUUAAACCCCUUGAAGAACUUGUACAGAUUGUGCAUCAUUGUUUCAUUACCUUGGGAUUGUACUGUAUUAUUGAGAUGAUUGAUUAUUGCACAGUGUAAAAAGAGACUUUAUGUAUGCUUACAGAACAUAUUGUAGAGUAUUUUCAUAUGGUUAAAAAUCUAUUGAGGUGGAAAAUGUCUACCGUUUGUUCCGGUAUUGGAUUAUUAUGCAAAAAUGGAUUUUUCUUGACGGGGUGAAUAGUUGUAACCUUGAACAUAAUAAUAGGACUUAUGUCAUUUUAAACAUUUUCACUAGUCAAAUCAGUUUGAAGCAUAUUGAAGUCCAGUUUGAGGCACUGAACUGCAGUGUACACUGGUUUUGCUCAUGUUACGGACAUUGUAAAUCACAUACUGUAAGAGAAGUCCUCAGUUUGAACAGAUAUUAUUCACAUAGGAUAUUUUAUACUUGUGUGACUUGGUGAUACACAUCAGUAAUAAAGCAGACGUGUUUAUUUGUUGUAGGUGGUCAAACUAUAAUAUUAGUAGGUGGUUUGUGGGAAAUUCUCAAAAGUAAAUUCUGUUCUCUUUCUGCAUUUCUACAUGUCUUGCUUUUGCCCAUCUGUAAGAAGUGAUCUUAUUAUACCUGCUGGCAGAUUGUAGUUGUGGAACAAACUGAUUUCUUAAUAUCUGUCACUUGGUGUCAUUGUGCCAUUGUCUCACUGUCACCAGCAAGCAUAGAAAUUUAAAUGUAGAGCAAAAAAACGUGUGGAAAAACUGUCUUGAAGAGCCUUAGCUGCUGUGCUCGUUCAACUCGUGGCCGUCAGCAGUGCUACAGCCAACUGGUCGCUGUAUUUUUAGCUCCGGAUUUUAUGUCACAUUUGCAAGGCUUUUAAACUGGUAAUAAAGCUUAUGCAACCAUUUGCAGCUCA
Messenger RNA from Paramormyrops kingsleyae, 2938 nucleotides. RefSeq names its product ubiquitin-conjugating enzyme E2Q-like protein 1. The record is from RefSeq and is a predicted model, not a curated record. Lineage: Eukaryota; Metazoa; Chordata; Actinopteri; Osteoglossiformes; Mormyridae.